This is a messenger RNA of Trichoderma atroviride IMI 206040, 1361 nucleotides long. RefSeq lists its product as uncharacterized. The record is from RefSeq and is a predicted model, not a curated record. Lineage: Eukaryota; Fungi; Ascomycota; Sordariomycetes; Hypocreales; Hypocreaceae.
CCUCGCCUGUUUUUGGCUUCAAACUAGCUUGGCACUGGGCGCCAUUGGUUCGAGAUACCCGCAUACUCUUAUUAUUCUGAGACGGAAUUUUGAUCUUGGAUUCUAAGAAGAAAGAUUCAUUUACGAUUUUUAUUUUAUUUUCAAAAAUAAAAAGGCUUGCAUCGAGUUCACUUGGUUAUAUAUUGCCACGACUCCUGUGGGGACCGUUACGUGGCAAAGCUUGUUUGGUAUAAGACGGGUUGCAGUAACCUUGUAUCGUGGACGCAACUAUAUCUGGGAGGAAACGAUAUUCCAUCACAAACAAUGGCAUCGACACUGCCUUCUGGGCCUUCUGGAAGCCAAAGAAUGACUCGUGGAGGACGCGCAUGGAGUGAACAGGAGGAUGCUUUCCUCAUGCAGACUCGUGAGAACAAGAUGCCGUACAAGCAGAUUGCCCAUCAGCUCAAGAAGACUGAGCUGGCUUGUCGGCUGCAUUUCCACCAGCUAGUCCGCAACAGUGCCCGUGGCCGUCGAAACCGAGGAUCAGUGUCGUCCAUGUCAGACCUCUCGCCUGAAAUGGAUGCCGCGGCCUCUGCGUCGACUUUCCGCAGAAGACGGGCACCGCACAAAAGGACGGACAGUGACAGCUCCAUGUCGACCACGUCCAGCCGUGAAUACUACCUUCCGAGGAUCACAGAGUCCAGCGGCGACUCUGCCAGGCAGCACAUCAUCCUGCCGAGACCCGCGGCCAUGCCUGAUGACUCUGCGUACACCGGCCGAGCAUCUUGGCGGCCUCGCAGCGUGGCCGAGGAGUUUGCACCCCUUCAUGACCAGCAUUACCAGCAUUACCACCACAGAACGCCGUCUCUGCCACCGCAAAGAGAGAUGAUGCCCCUCCCUCUGCCGUCGACUGCGGCCGACAUGCCGGCGCACGUCGAUCUCCCGCGUCUGCAUGCCAUCUACGACGCUCACCGCGGCGCCUUUUGGAACCACAUUGCGAGCGAGUACGGCUACAACACGCCGCCGGAGAUGUUGGAGGAUGCGUGGAGGGCAGGUGUGUAUGGCGGCGUGCAGCAGUAUCCCUGUCCUUUGUUUAAUCGUCCCAUGACGCCUGUGAGUAGCCCCGAGGCCGAGAGGAGGCAUCAUGGCGUAGACAGGACGAGGAUUUCGUCGAUAAUAUCUGGGGAUGAUGAUGCUUGUGGUGAUAGGCGGUAAAAGGGGAAGAAGUACAAAAGAAAAAAAAAAAAAAAGAAAUUAUUUUUUAAAAAAAAAAAAGUAAUAAUAGGAACGGGGUCUUAUUUUUCUUUAGGAAGCGAUGUUUUACUAUUUAUUAAUUCUUUUCACUUGAUGCGAUUUCCUUUCCUGGCGCGACUUUAUUGAUA